This is a messenger RNA of Entrophospora sp. SA101, 771 nucleotides long. NCBI's taxonomy places the organism in Eukaryota, Fungi, Glomeromycota, Glomeromycetes, Entrophosporales, Entrophosporaceae. The record is from the annotation of a GenBank genome assembly.
AUGUCUAUUUUUGGUCGUGAAUUGGUCAAACUUUUAAGAUGUUUUAAAAACAAUUAUUGUAAAAACAACAAUAACAAAUAUUACAACUACCACCAAAUACCAAUAUUAGAAAGUAACAAGGGACCAAUUAAAUUCCAAUCGAUCAAAUUUCUCUAUUCGAAAUCUUUUACGGACGUUUAUUACGACGAUGAUGAUAAAAAUUAUCCAUUAUCCACACAAGAUAUUUGGUUGAGAGAACGAGAUGGAAAAUGGGAAUGCAAGACACCGAUGAAUCUUACACCGUCAAUGGAUUCGUAUCACGAACUUGUAACACAUCAAGAAAUUGAUAAAUAUCUCAACAAGAAACUUACUCCAUCUUCAUCUAGCAAUGAUGAUGAUUUUUCGUCGAGAAUAUCAUUUAAAAAUCGAAUAAUUAAUCGAUACGGAUUGAAUGAGUUUUGUAGAAUAACAACAACUCGAAAACAUUAUUUUGUUGAUGAAGAGUUCACACUUGAUUUGGAUACAACAGACUUUGGACAUCAUAUUGGUGAAUUGGAAUUGGUGGUUGGGAAUGAGGAAGAUGUUCCAAAAGCCGAAUUCAAAAUUGCUCAAUUUUUAAAGAAGCAUGAUUGGUUUUUUGAUACCACUAGUGAAGUUGUUAUGGGAAAAUUGACCGCAUAUAUAAUGAAAUUUAAUCGAAAGCAAUGGGAGUGUAUGGAAAAGUCUGGAAUUUUAAAAAAGAAAUUGUUUCCAGAGAGUAUGGAUGAUGUUGUUAAUAAAGGAACUAACUAA